AAAGGGAAAAACGAACUGUAACAAACAACCGAAUUUCCACUGAGCAGAGACCACGGAGGAGAGGGAGACGGAGACACAACAAAAUGCAGGCGAUUCGAUCUGGAAUUCGAGCUCUCCGGUCGUCGUCGUCCGGCAGCUUCUUGAAUGUAGUUUCGUCAUCUUCGAUCUCUGCGUCGGCAAAAGUUGGCAUUAUAGGUGGAGCUAGGGUUUACUCCCAGACAGCUCCUGCGUAUUCCCCAAAUUCCUUGGAGAAACAUGAAGUUACUACUCGAGUUCUUGAUCUUCUCAGAUCCAUCCCUUUUAUUGAUCCUUCCAAGGUGAGUGCAACUGCCGAUUUUAAGAAAGACUUGCAACUUGAUAUGCUUGAUAGCGUGGAAGUAAUUAUGGCCGCAGAAGAAGAAUUUGCACUUGACAUUCCUGACAAUGAUGCCCAGAAAAUUGCAACCACAGCUCAUCUAAUUGACUAUGUCACAGGCCACCCACAAGCCAAAUGAGAAUCCCUUUGUUGUUAGGUGAAUUCGUCAACUUUGUUCUGUUUCCUAUGGAAUGUAACCAUCAUUAGUAGCUUGUAAUAAUUCUGCUGUGGGUAAUCAAAAACAUAGUUACCAUGCCCCCUAAAUCUGAGCACUAAUCCUUUGCAUUCAUAACGAUGUUUGUUAAAGUCAAAUGUGCUGCUUUUCUUGUUUCUUUAUCGCUGAUGUGAACUUAGAGAUUUUCACAAAUGACUGAAUAAAUGGCGGUCCUUUAU
This is a messenger RNA of Rubroshorea leprosula, 748 nucleotides long. NCBI's taxonomy places the organism in Eukaryota, Viridiplantae, Streptophyta, Magnoliopsida, Malvales, Dipterocarpaceae. The record is from the annotation of a GenBank genome assembly.